AUGGUCGAUAAGUUCGUAACCGCCCAUGCCGGAGCCAAGAAGAAUGAGGUAAGAGUAAACGACAUAUUUGCUAUUAAGCAGUCCUUGGGAGAGAGGCUAAGAGACUUUCUCGCCUGGUUCAACAGAGUAAGGAUGACUCUGCCAAACGUAUCAGAAGGGAUGGCGGUCAUAACUUUUCAGAACGGGAUGAGUAGAGAGGGUUCAAUAGCAACUAUCCUCCAACUACUUGGGAUGAAAUCCAUAAUGCCUAUUGUGCCGAGGGAACGAUAUCAACCAUAUAUCAGGGCGGCCACCGCACCCUCCCCCCGCUAUGAAGGAGGCCCGUCCAGGCCAAGGACAUGGACUCAUUGGAACGAAAGAGUCUACGCUCUUGAGAAACUUAGAACAAAAGUGAAAUGGCCGCCGAAGAUGAGAUCAUUCCCGAACACCAGAAAAUUCGACAUCCUCUGUGAGUUCUACCAGGAACGCGGGAACAAAACAGAAGAUUGCAUCGCCCUUAGACAAAAAGUCAUAAACAUGUUACAGCAAGGGCACCUCAAAGAGCUGUUAAGCGAUAAGAGGAGAACCAACUUCGCCAGAGGACGUGAACGUCAAGGCCUGCCAAAGCAGCCAUUAUCAGCUCGUACCAUCAACACGAUCAUCGGCGGCGGCGGCGACACCUCUAUCAACAGCGUAAAGUUUACCACCACUCACAAGCUUAAACGGUUUAUCACCCGUAAACGGUACGACGGACUCGAUGAAAGUAUCAUCUUCGAUGAGUCGGAUGCUGACGGUUUGAUUUUCCCUCAUAAUGAUGCCUUCAUUUUUACUUUACGCAUUUUAGAUACCGAUGUCAAACGCAUCAUUGUGGACGAUGGAAGAGGUGCGUGCAUUAUCCAUCCCCGAGUCCUUACCCAAAUGAUGCUUGAGGAUAAGAUAGUGUCGCGCUGUAUCACGCUAACCAGUUUUAAUAAUGUAGUUGAGCGGACAUCCGGGGAAAUUACACUCCCCGUCUUCGCCGGCGGCGUGACUCUGGAGAUGAUAUUCCACAUCAUGGACCAGGCCACUAAGUACAACGCCAUAGUGGGACGACCAUGGAUACACCCCAUGAGAGCCAUACCUCCAGCCUAUACCAAGUAA
Nicotiana tabacum (common tobacco) is the source of this 1119-nucleotide messenger RNA. RefSeq lists its product as uncharacterized. The record is from RefSeq and is a predicted model, not a curated record. NCBI's taxonomy places the organism in Eukaryota, Viridiplantae, Streptophyta, Magnoliopsida, Solanales, Solanaceae.